Messenger RNA from Colletotrichum spaethianum, 285 nucleotides. RefSeq lists its product as uncharacterized. The coding region runs from base 1 to 285 and encodes 94 amino acids. The record is from RefSeq and is a predicted model, not a curated record. The transcript has a single exon. Lineage: Eukaryota; Fungi; Ascomycota; Sordariomycetes; Glomerellales; Glomerellaceae.
AUGGCCGACCAAGAAGCCCGCUUCCUGGAGAACUUCGCCGCCGCUCCGACAUACCCGGACACCCUGCUCUGCCAAUACGAGGAAGCGGCGGUGGUCAGAGAACGGCGCGACCACUACGCCGAGAAGAAGGCCCGGUUGUUCGAUGCGUUUCUCGGAAGGCGGGAGCCACUGGUGAUUCUCGACUUCGGAGCGGGACCCGGCCCUGAACGCGAUUCUGGUGAGGCUGCCGAGAACUGGGCUGCUGGUGAUGGUGUUGGAUGCAUGGGCUCACAUAUCAUGUUCUAG